AUGGAGAAGUUCGUGUUGAAGAGCUCCGACAAUGUAUCCUUUGAAGUGGAAGAAGCGGUGGUACGUCAGUGUAAGAUGUUGUUUCCUAUGGUUCAAGAUUGCGCCGGUCGUGUAUGCCCGAUCAAGAACGUCACAGGCGAAAUCCUCGAGAAGGUGGUCGAAUACUGCAAGAAACACGUCGUUGUCGUCCACGGUGGCGAUUCUUCUUCAUCAUCCAACUCCUCCUCCGGUGAUGAUCUCAAGAAGUGGGACGCUGAGUUCAUCUCGAAGAUGGAUCUUUCUACGGUUCAUGAUCUCAUCAAGGCUGUGGACUACUUGGACAUCAAAGGUCUUUUUGAUCUCACUUGUCAGAGAUUUGCUGAUGAGAUCCGAGCAUGCAAAGGCCCCGAGGAGAUGCGCGAAAAGUUCAACAUCGAGAAUGACUUUACGGCAGAGGAGGAAGGAGAGAUUCGCAGGAAGAACGCGUGGGCUUUUGACGAACGAGAGGGUUAA
Molecule: messenger RNA, 492 nt
Organism: Eruca vesicaria subsp. sativa (arugula)
Lineage: Eukaryota; Viridiplantae; Streptophyta; Magnoliopsida; Brassicales; Brassicaceae
Source: the annotation of a GenBank genome assembly